UACAGCAUAUUUUAAAUAUUAAAAUUGAGGUUAACUAUUACAUUUAAUAAAUAAAAAAGAUCAAACAAUGGCACCAAGAAAAAAUUCCAAAAAUAACGAAAGUAAUAAUAAUAAUCGAUCUGGUAGAAAAUCAGCGAAUGCAACAGAUUCAGUAGAUUCAGAUGAUGGUACUGAUGAAUAUCGAAAAAAACGUGAUCGAAAUAAUCAAGCAGUGAAACGAAGUCGUGUAAAAUCGAAAAUGCGUACACAAGAAACAUUGGCAAGAGUAACACAUUUAAAAAAUGAAAAUAGUAUUCUAGAAGAAAAAGUGAAAACAUUAACAAAAGAAUUAGGAUUUUUAAAAGAAUUGUUUCUAGCUCAUGCUGGUAGUUCAAAAAACAUUAAUAUUGAAGGUGUAGAUUUAUCGAAAUUAUUGUCCGAUGAAAGCACAGGUACUGGCCUUGUGGAUAGUGCAAUUGUUGUUAAAAAUGAAAGUGUACCAUCUAAUAACGAAUAAUAUAAAGAUAUUUCAUUAUUUGUGUAUUAAAUUAUGACCCAAAUUAUUAUUAUUAGAUUUUAAAUAUUUAUUUUGUUU
Chrysoperla carnea is the source of this 574-nucleotide messenger RNA. RefSeq names its product CCAAT/enhancer-binding protein gamma (gene Irbp18). Lineage: Eukaryota; Metazoa; Arthropoda; Insecta; Neuroptera; Chrysopidae. Gene Ontology annotation, molecular function: RNA polymerase II cis-regulatory region sequence-specific DNA binding; DNA-binding transcription factor activity, RNA polymerase II-specific. The record is from RefSeq and is a predicted model, not a curated record. The coding region runs from base 68 to 496 and encodes 142 amino acids. Gene Ontology annotation, biological process: regulation of transcription by RNA polymerase II; DNA-templated transcription. The transcript has a single exon.